This is a messenger RNA of Cladophialophora carrionii CBS 160.54, 1338 nucleotides long. RefSeq lists its product as uncharacterized. Bases 1 to 1338 code for a protein of 445 amino acids. The transcript has 2 exons. The record is from RefSeq and is a predicted model, not a curated record. Lineage: Eukaryota; Fungi; Ascomycota; Eurotiomycetes; Chaetothyriales; Herpotrichiellaceae.
AUGGCCUUCGUGGCUAGCUCGGCAGCACAGUUCGCACAGUUUGUCUCCGACCAAUAUGCUUUAUCGGUCAACAUUCCCUCAGAUACAGCCUCGUCAGGGAGCGGCUCGAUCUUUGUCCAGAUCAGCGCGCCGAGCGGGACACAAUGGAUCGGUUUCGGGCAAGGCUCGCGCAUGGCUGGUGCCAACAUGCUCGUCGUCUAUGCCGCCGACAGCACGAACGUGACCGUCUCUCCCAGAUUAGGUACUGGCCACGUUCAACCCGACUUCAACCCGGACGCGUCCAUUUCAGUCCUAGAAGGAAGCGGUAUCACAUCAGAUGGCACUCUCGUGGCCAACAUCCGUUGCGACUCCUGCCUGAGUUGGAGUGGGGGCAGCAUGAGUGCAACCGAUAGCUCAAGCAGUUGGAUCUUUGCCUACAGAGACGGAGACCCGCUCGACUCGACCGAUCAGAGCGCCGGAAUUUCACAGCAUGGAAACACUGGUGGUUUCACGCUGGACUUAACUCAAGGUAUUGGUGGCAGCUCUUCAAAUCCGUUCGUGGCGGCGGCGGCAGCGCCAUCAGCAACUGAAUCCGGCUCUCCAUCACAAACCGCAAGUGGAACGCAGGCCCCCGAAACAGAGACUGGCACAGCUACCACCAGUACGGUGGCCACGGCGACUGGCCCAGUCUCCAACCCUAUCGCAAGCUCCGACCCUUCAUCAUCGGGUGCAACUGUGAGCAGCGGCCCCGACAACAGUGUCCGAAUCGGCCACGCCACCAUCAUGUCUCUGGUCUUUGUCGUGCUGUUCCCCUUGUCAGCAUUGACACUCUAUCUGCCAUAUAGCAAUAAAGUUCGACACAUUCACGCUCCACUGCAAGUUGUCACCAUCAUCCUCAUGCUUGCCGGUCUCAGCCUAGGAGUCAGACUCGGACAUCAGGUUGACAAUCUGGACGGCUACCACAUGGUCCUCGGCUAUCUUCUCGUCGCGUGGAUGGUCGCUUUCCAACCGAUUUUGGGCCUACUUCAGCAUCUCCACUUCCGCAAGGUCGGCAACCGCAGCAUCUCAGGUCACGUGCACCGCUGGGUUGGUCGUGUCUUGAUGCUUUUGGGCGUCGUCAACGGCGGCCUAGGAUUCAGGACCGCCGGUUCCCUCGGCACCGAUAACGUCCCUAGCUCUGGGGUUGCCGUCUACAGCGUCUUCGCCGUCGUCGUGGCCUUGAUCUACGUUGGGGUGUUGGUAUGGCCAAAAUCAUCACCAAAGGGAGAGUUUGCUCAAGCUCUCCCGGGCGAGAAGGCCCGACCGCGAACGGACGGCUAUGAGAUGCAUAGCCGCUCGCCUGGCGGUCGCCGCAUGUGA